AAAACCAAAUCUUGUCCACCUGGAAAUGUUGUCGGAAGAGGACGUUCACACAAAUUCCUACGCAGGACGCACCGUUGCAGUUAUGGAGCAGCCGGACUUGUUCAGCGACGACUGCGAUGAGAUCAACUUGGGGAAUGAGGACACGCCGCCGUCCAAGCUCCGGCUUCACACGACCGAGGAGCCCAAGGAGAGCAGCUCACCGGCGGUUAUCAAUUCUAUUGAGGAUCACGAUCAAUACGUCGGCAAUGACAAUCACUACGCUCAAAUCUCGCCCGAACCAGCACUCUCCAACUUCAAAGUCACAAUGCGGGAAUUCGAGAAGCGCGGUGACGGCAUGAACGCCUAUAUUGUAUACAAACUCGAGACUGAGGUGUCCGGAGUUGUUGGAUACACAAAGCAACACUAUGAGACGUGGCGCCGGUUCUCGGACUUCUUGGGACUUCAUGGCAAGAUCGUGGAGAAGUAUCUGGCCAAAGGAAUCGUCAUUCCUCAGCCACCUGAGAAAAGCAUCUCAGCACUGACCAAGACAAAGACAAACUCGGACCCUGCAAUGAGCCGCGAAGUUGGAAUCCAGCGUGCCCGCCAGCUGGAACGCUACAUUUGCCGCCUCAUCCAACACCCACGGAUGAGAAACGACUGCGAUGUGCGCGACUUCCUCACAAUUGAGUCGGACCUGCCAAAAGCCGUGCAGACGGCUGCACUGUCAAGCUUCGGAGUGAAGAAGAUCUUCAAGAACUUCCAAGUCGUCUUCUCCAAGAUGGCAUUCCACAUGGAGGAGGGUGAUCGAUGGUUUGAGCAAGUGCAAUCGCAGGUUGAUGAGCUUGAUGAGGCGUUGCGCAAGCUGUACACGGUCACGGAGACGCUAGUGGCUUCUCGUAGAGAUAUGGCGACCAGUGGAGAGCAAUUGGGGAAGGCCCUGUCAAUGCUUGCUGCUUGUGAAGAGUCCACAUCACUUUCCCGUGCCCUCUCCUCACUGACCGACGUCACUGAGAACGUCUCUGCUGUGUAUGGGAAACAAGCCGAAGUUGACAACUCGAAGUUCUCGGAGUCGAUCUACGAGUACAUCAUGCUGAUCUCGGCGCUGAAGGAUGUGUUUGGUGAGCGUGUUCGUGCUUGGCAGCAAUGGCAGGAUGCUCAACAGACGUUGGCUCGCAAACGCGAUCAGAAGACGAAGAUUGACUUGUCGGCGGGCGGCAGAAAUGAGCGGUCUGAUCAGUUGAAGGGAGAGAUUGAGGAUACGGUGCAAAAGAUGGAUCAGCUGGAGCAACACUUUAUCGAGCUGAGCAAGGCGAUUCGUGAGGAGGUUGCGCGUUUUGAUGCCGAUCGCAAGCAGGAUAUGAAGAAGAUGCUGGUCGAGUAUAUGGAGAGCAUGAUUCAUACUCAUACGGAGCUGCUCCAUUUGUGGGAGAAGUUCGAGCCGGAAGCCAACAACAUUCGUGUCUAACCUACCACUAGUGUAAAUUAUUCAUCCUUAUUUAUUGCCAAAAUCAAUCAAACUCCUCAAAAUGUCAAUUUUAUAUUAUUUUGUGCACUCCCCCUCUCCCCAGUCGAAAUUUUAUUAUCUGUGAUUUGAAUGCAAAACUUCUAAAAAUCCCCGUUUGAUUUUGUUUCCUACCAACUACAUAUAGUCAUUAUUAUAUUUUAUAACUUAUUCUCUCCAUCACAUUUCACCUCGUCUUCAUAAUGUCUUCACAAAAAUAUCUAUUGGUUUCUUUGUUUUUGGAUAUAAAGAGCUUCUUGUCAG
Caenorhabditis elegans is the source of this 1744-nucleotide messenger RNA. RefSeq names its product PX domain-containing protein (gene snx-1). The record is from RefSeq and is marked reviewed. Gene Ontology annotation, molecular function: phosphatidylinositol binding. Gene Ontology annotation, cellular component: early endosome; membrane; membrane protein complex. Lineage: Eukaryota; Metazoa; Nematoda; Chromadorea; Rhabditida; Rhabditidae. The transcript has 6 exons. Bases 26 to 1444 code for a protein of 472 amino acids. Gene Ontology annotation, biological process: retrograde transport, endosome to Golgi.